CUCGUGGCUUUUCUGUUUUCAUCUUUUUACGAUGAGACAUUGUUGUUUAUGAGUGGGAUUGUUACAAUUUCACAUGAUAGUGAUUCCAGUAUAUCCCUUUGAGUCAGGGGUGAGACUUGUCUUCUAUUGAGCUGACAGUACAUCUUGCCUAACCUAGCAGCAUUCUUCAAGUCUCCAGCAAGGAUGUCCGAGUCCUCCACCCCAGACCAUGGCCUCCGGUCAAGGCUAUCCUGCUCGUUUCUGGCCCAGCUGUGUGGAGACUAUCAGGAAUCAGACCUGGUCUGCCUGGACCAUUCCUACUCCCGGGCUUGGAAUGCUCAUCCUAACGCCAGCCACGCCAAGCCUGCUCGCAUGCUUUUUGUUCCCAAGACCCUCCGACUUCAGCCUUCCAAACGGAACAUUGUUGAUGCUGACGCUGAGAUAGAUGUUGUAUCAGUAGGUCAAACACAUACCAUGCCCUAUGACCUUCAGAAAGCACAGUCUGUAAUGAACGAGUGUGAGCGCUAUGUCAACUUUGCACGGACAGACCCUGACGAUGUACGUAGCGAUGAGGAUUGGGAGGAUAAACUAUCCAGAGUUGGCUGGACAGCCCACCAGAGUAAACUCUUCAACAAGAUUCUCAAGCAUCUCCAAGCCAAUCGACUGGCAAGACUGGCGUAUGACAAGGUGCCUAAUGAGCCAGUGAAGAGGAGGAUUCACGUUGAUAAGUGUGCCAAGCUGGUACGACGGACCCUAGCUUCAGUAGGAUGGGAUCCCAAACUGACCCAGUGGCUUCAUGGAGUCUUGGUGGACAACCUCAGUUCCUCGUUACUAGCGAUCUAUCUAGACGUCCUUCAGAACCUCAAGUCUAAGGUUCCCACUCUGAUAGAUAAGAUGGUGCACCUUACCUCCUCUACGCGGAAGGUCAACACGACAAGCUCCGAAGCCCUUUCUCUCCUCCUCAAGAGGCCAUGGGAUCCAGCCGUUGGUCUACUCAGCUUUCAUAAACCAAAAAAACUUCCAGGUGCCCCCAUCCUCCUGAUUGCCCCUGACGGCCCCGUCCACCCCUCCAUGCCGCAGUCCCGCCGCACCAGGUACUGGAACUCACAGCUGGGCAACCUGGGUAAGGUGGUCCCGGUCACUGUCCAUGCUCCGGAGGGUGGGGCAGGUAUCACCAUCGCACAGUGCCUGGAACACAUGAUAGGCUCAGUCAGGACUAAAGUGGCAGAGCUGAAGACCAACUUUCACAAUCGACCCAUCGUAUUGCUGGGCUGGUCUGUUGGCGCACUUGUUGCAUGCCAUGUAGCUAUUGUUGAGUCUGUCUCAGCAGUCAUCUGCUUGGGCUUCCCGAUGAGAGGCAUCACCGGAGAUAGAGGGGACCUGGACGAGCCCCUCUUUGAAAGCAAGACCCCAACGUUCUUUGUGAUCGGGCAGGAGUCGAGCCAGUGCAACCAGGACAGUCUGGAGGACCUGAGGGAGAGGAUGAAGGCCGACACCACCCUGGUGGUGGUAGGAGGGGCAGACGAUCGUCUCAGACUCCCCAAGGCCAAGAAGCUCCAUGAAGGUGUCACCCAGACCAUGGUGGAUAGGUGCAUCCUGGAUGAGGUUUCAGAGUUCCUGACUGUGGUACUAUCAUCCACCUACCACGGAGCAGGAGAUGCGGAAGGUGAACAUCAUCACCACACCAAGAAGAAAGAGAAGGAGAAGAAGAAGAGAGUUCAGCGGAACCUCUCCACUGAGAUGAAAGGCAGGAAGACUCCUCCAGUGGCAGCAUCUAUCCCAGGUCGACGUUCCACCACUCCUUCAAGCCUUGCUGAGCAUGGCAUCUCCAGCCUUCCAUCGACUCCAAAGGCCACCAAAGCCAGCACCUCCCGCACACCUACCCCUACACCCAUGCUGCCUAUCACCUCCUCCUCCUCCUCCAGCGCCAUGAUAGCCCCACCACCACCACCACCUGCACCCCUAGGGCCCACCUCCACCAAGCCCCACUCCGCCCCUCCCGUCAUGCAGUUCACACCCUCCGGCCUCAAACCCUCCGCCUCCUCUUCUGCUCAAGCGACGCCCACCCAGAAGACCUCGUUCGCUGCCGCGCUCUCAUCCGGGAACCAGGCCAAGGAAUUCAGUUCGCAGUAUGCAGCGUACCUGGCCCGGGUGGCUAGUCAGAGCAAAGAAGAGAAGACACCCAAGACCAAAGGUUCGGUCAGGUUUGGAGGCCCGAAGGCAGCAGGUACACACGCUGGCACUGAAGGCAUUGAUGCUACAACCAUUAUAGUGAAACAGGCACCCAAGAGGAGUGCCACUCAGAGCCCAGCUACUGUACGACGGAAGCAGGUGAAGAUGGCUGACCUGCCAAUCAUCACCAGGGGCCAAACGGGCAGCACUGUCUCUGUGUCACCAUCCCCUGCACAGAUUAAAGGUGUGUCUAUUCACAACCCCACCCAGAGCGGCAGGCCUCCGACCACAUACACACUUGUUUCAACUACGCUAAGUUCUCAAGGUCCUGGAUCAUCGACGAGCACCACAGUGCAGGGACGACCGGUUGCAGGAACAAGGGUGACGAUUGAUUCUGGACAGUCCUUGACUCAGCUGCAGCAGAUGGGUGUUGUGUCUUCGGCAUCGUCCUCGUCUGGUGGAUCGCAGGGUAGUCUCCUGCAUGGCUUGAGCUUCAACAUCCAGGGGAGUCAGCUGAAGGAGACAUCCGGUGCCCAGAUGAGAGUCCUGGAAGGCAUGUUCAGCACCAAGCAGGGCUUUGGACAGGCCCUGACUAGUGCUGAGACAGGAGCUGGCAAGACAAGCGGACCCUCAAAGCCAUCAGGUCCAAAGGGAGCAGGUUCGGAGACAACAACGGUAUCAUCCUCAUCGUACUCUGGCAAGACGUCUAGCGUCCACUUCUCUGUAAGUGCCAACUCUGACGUGAAGACAUCCAGUCUGGCCAUGCACCUUCCGCACCUGAUCUCCACCGCUCUGAAAGCAGCACAGUCUGCCCCAGCCAAGUCGACUUGUGUCACUCUGGUCACGACUAAAGCUCCUCCAGUCAUGGCCAGGAGUUCUGGAGUCAAGUCCAGUACCCCAUCGGGUGUCAUCACGGGGAGCAAGUCCUCCAAGGUCUCAUCGGAUGUAUCUAUCUUGGGUCUAAUUGGGGCUCAGCAGAUUACCAGCACUAGCUCCAAGUCUUCAAAGAAGUCUUCGAAUGAGGAAAGAGAUGCACAGGUGCAAGCUAUUCAGAAGCUGCAGUUUCACGACUUCCCACUUACCACAGCCUCUUUGACUGUCACACAUAGCACUCAAUCAGUUACACAGGCAAAGAUCCUCAAAAACCUAGAGCAUGGCUCUCUACCCCUCACCAAAUUAGAACCAAGUGUCUCAGGAGGAAAAGCCACUUCGCAGUCUAAGACCAGUUUACAGUCCAAGUCUAUUUCCCAUUCGAAAGCUAGUUCCCACUCAAAGACGAUCACACCCGCAAUCAUCACUAACAAACUGCCUGCCAGAGAGUCUUUGAAUAAGGCUGCUGCUGCAGGCAAGAUAGUCACUGUGUCCUUAGGAUCUUCUUCAAUAUUGACAACAAGCACUUCCGACAGCGUAAGAGAAAAGACCAUGCCGGACACUGAUUCUGUAUCAUUGUCCAAACUGAAGGGCGUGAACUCCAAGAAAAGCCAAAGCCCCCAAAGUGAAGAUAGCUCCCAGGCUGUAGUCGAUCUUGACACUCUUCCUUUGGCCAAACUCAAGGAGCAUCUGAAGGAGAGCAAGUCAUCAUUUAAGACAUUAUCAGCACCCGCUACAACCACCAUCAAGAUUGUCUCCAGGCCAAAAGAUCCAGUCAUGUCCAUGUCCCAGAAACCUAAGCUGUCUGCCUCAGCCCCUUUCAUUGCCCUGUCCAGCAGCCUCAAGGCAAGCACCGAGCGGGCCGCGAGGGCUCAAAAGACCGUCAUGGUCACGACUGCAUCCAGACCACCCACACCUUCAUCGACCGCAGCAGGAAUGACCACCACCACCACGUCAUCCAUGUCCUCACUGGUAUCCACACCAGGUUUGACACUCCUGACCUCUACCGCCGCAUCCAGGCAACCAUUAUCCAGCCCAUUCCUGGUGGAGAAGACAUCCAAAAGCUCAGAAGCGGAGGGAUCACGCGAGUCUGUUGUGACUGUCCAACCGUCUGGUAAUAGUCGUACCAGGCGGGCCAGGGCCCCAAGACAGCUCUCGGAAUGAUAGAUAAAUGUAAUGUACAUUGAAUGUAUUUAAAAGUGUAAAUUAUGUAAGUAUAUAUUUGCACAUAUUGUAUAUAGACUCAUCUGUUGAGAACCUGAAUGGCAUUAACUCUGUAUUGAAGUAUAUUAGUUAACCCCCCCCCCCCCUCUCUAAAACUUAUCAGGCUAAUUGUCAAGACACUGUUCUAUGAUUGUUAUAGAAAUGAUAUCCUCUUCCUGGGCACAUUAUGUUUUAUGUGCCUUUAAUCUCACAUUAAUGUAAGAAUAUGGAUUUUGCUGUAAAGUAGCUCAAACACAUGACAUAUUUUUGCAUGUGCAGUUAUCAUGUUUUGUUUUUGUGUGUGUUCUUAAAUCUUAAU
Messenger RNA from Strongylocentrotus purpuratus (purple sea urchin), 4543 nucleotides. Its product is annotated as KAT8 regulatory NSL complex subunit 3. NCBI's taxonomy places the organism in Eukaryota, Metazoa, Echinodermata, Echinoidea, Camarodonta, Strongylocentrotidae. Gene Ontology annotation, cellular component: NSL complex. The coding region runs from base 184 to 4185 and encodes 1333 amino acids. The transcript is spliced from 14 exons. Gene Ontology annotation, biological process: positive regulation of transcription by RNA polymerase II. The record is from RefSeq and is a predicted model, not a curated record.